UUUGCCUUGAACAGACGUUACAAUAUUUUUAUAGUCAAUAUAUAUUUUGAAUAUAAUUGAAAUGUAAGCUGUGAGGUGGACUAUACUUCAUCUACUAAUCAUACUAAAAAUAAGCUGUUCAACAAAAUCAUUUAGUUUUGAUAAGUAAAAUGGUCAAUUUUAGAGUUAAGCUGUUUUUAAUAUGGGUUUUUCUGGUUUCAUUGUAUAUUUGUCAGUAUUUUUUAUCAAGCCUAUAUAGUCAAAAUGAAAUUAAACUAAAAAGAUGGAUUACGAACGGCAUGGCGAAUGUACUCACCCAAGACUCACAAAAACGGAAACAUCAUAAAAUUUUAUGCUGGUUCUUGACAAGUCCUGAUGUUCUGGAGAAAAAGGCAAGACACGUGAGGGACACAUGGGCAAAACACUGCGACAUAGAUUUGUAUAUGAGUUCCAAAGAAGACAAGACAUUUCCAACAAUUGGAUUAAACGUUACUGAGGGGAGAGAGCACUUAGCUGAGAAAUCUAGAUUAGCGUGGACUUAUGUCUACGACCAUUAUUUUAACACUGCUGAUUAUUUUGUAAAAGCAGACACAGAUACCUUUAUAGUUGUGGAAAAUUUGAGAAAAAUGUUACAAAACUACGACCCGAAAAAUGCAGAAUUUUUUGGACAUAUGUACUAUAUAAAUGGAAAAAGAACAGAAGACAAAAUGAUUAUGGCCGGUGGGCCCGGAAUUGUCGUGAGCAAGGAAGCAUUGAGGAGAUUGGUCAUGCUCGGAAUAAAGAAUGCUACGGGAGAUUACAAAUGCAUUCCCGAUGGGGGUAUUGAGGAUGUCAAGACGUGUACCUGCAUGUACAAGACGGGGUCUCGACCUGUUAACUCCACGGAUGACAGUGGGAGGGAGCGGUUUCUUGUUUGGCCUCCGCAUAGUUACAUAUUACGUCUGCUACCAAAAUGGUACCAAAACAUUGAUGGCGAUAAAGGGAAAAAUCAGGGAGUGGACUGUUGCAGUGAUCAUCCAAUUGGGUUUCAUUACAUUUAUCCCCAGCUGAUGCAUACCAUGUAUUACCUGUUUUAUAAAACAAAAGUGGAUGCAACAUUUCGUAAACAGCAUGUCGAUCUGAAUAGUAAUGUUACUCAAAUCGUUUAGGAGGACAAUAUAUAAUGCAGUCAUCACUUUAAUACUUUUACUGAAUGAGUUACUGAAUGAAUUCCGAAAGAACACGUGGAGAGAGAUUACUAAAAUGACCAUCGCCGAGAUGGGAAAUCUGUUUAAACAAUUAUUAGGAGUUUGGGGUAUUUUCUCCUAUGUGCGUCCAGCAAGAUUUCAAUUAUAUGCUCCUUUAUAUUAGUAACCUUUUUUUCAAUAUCAAAAAUAUUCCCGGUGAAUAACACCCGUGAAUAUUUUUGAUAUUGAAAAAAAUAUCGCAUUGUCCCGCCCAAUCCCGCUCAUGAAAAUCGUAUUCACCUCCAAAUCACGCUCACGAAAAUGGUAUUCACCUCCCGCGAAUUUUUUCCAAAGAAAGAUUCCUAUAACAUUCAGUUGGGUCGAUAUAGCGUACUAUAAUGAUGUUCUUAUAUGAGAAACGAUAUUUUCCAAACAAAAUUGAAAAUAUAGAUUUUGCAACAUAAGAACUAUGUGGAUUAAACCUAUUAAUAGGCAAAUUGUAAUCUCAUCAUCAUGCUCUGACACGGACAGUCAAUGUCAUAGAAAUUUGAGCAAUAUGCGAAUGCCCUGAGAUGGACAUGUUUACCUACUGUUAAUUUUUUAAUGUUGAUGUGUUUAUCAUGUUGUACAAUAAAGUUGUUAUGUAAAGUUAAGUCAAAUUUUGUAGACUAAAUAGUAGCCGGGACAGAACAAGUUCCAAGUCUGUAUAUUUACUCUCAUUCCUUCACUUUUAGCAUAUUCCCUGGAGAAAUCCUAACAUAGAAUUUAUUUGGUUUUAAUUCAUGUAAUUUAUUUGUUAAAUAUAGGGAAACAUUUAAUUCUUAUUGGUCUAUAA
Owenia fusiformis is the source of this 1980-nucleotide messenger RNA. The record is from the annotation of a GenBank genome assembly. Lineage: Eukaryota; Metazoa; Annelida; Polychaeta; Sabellida; Oweniidae.